Nasonia vitripennis (jewel wasp) is the source of this 1197-nucleotide messenger RNA. Its product is annotated as mediator of RNA polymerase II transcription subunit 30. Lineage: Eukaryota; Metazoa; Arthropoda; Insecta; Hymenoptera; Pteromalidae. The record is from RefSeq and is a predicted model, not a curated record. Gene Ontology annotation, biological process: positive regulation of DNA-templated transcription. Bases 263 to 1102 code for a protein of 279 amino acids. Gene Ontology annotation, molecular function: transcription coregulator activity. The transcript has 5 exons. Gene Ontology annotation, cellular component: mediator complex.
UUACCUCGGCCACUGACGCCAACGUGUGGCGACAAUCGGAGACUCGAAAGUUACCAAAACACCGACUCAACACCGCUACGUCAAAUAUAACCUCAAAUUUCAUUACUGACAGUGGUCAGUAGAAUAGUUUGUAAUUUAAAGAGAGAUUCCAUAAAAACUACCUAAAAUGUAAAUAAACUCGAAGUUUAGAUACUUAUUAAAGUGGGGGAUUGAGGCGUAGCACAGGAAAAUUCAAUUUUAAUUUUCCAAUUACUGUCUCGAAAUGGCUGGGCAACAGCAUCCUUUCCCCACGGGCUUCCCAAAUGCCCAGCAAAACACAAUGCGUAAUCAAUUUGGUGGAGGACAAAUGGUUUCUGGUUUAAUGGGUCCUCAGCAAGGUAUGGUGAGUCCUCAACAGUUUGGAGGCGGAGUAGGAGCAGGAGUGAGUCCAAAUGCAUUAGGCAUGCUAAAUGCUCAGCAAGUUAUGGCUCAACAGCAACCUAUGCAGCAGCAAAUGCAGCAUCAGCAACAAAUGCACUUGCAACAGCAGCAGCAGGCUGCAUUAGCACAACAAAAUAAUCAGGUGGUUGGUACGCCCACCACACCUCAAAUACCAGUUCCUCAGUCUCAGCCUCCUGCUCCAAGGCCGCCCACCAGAGAUUUGAACACAGCCAGUCUAUGUAAACUGGGACAAGAAACAGUGCAGGAGAUUGUUUCCAGAAUGCAGGAGCUCUUUCAAACAUUGAAAGUCAUUCAGCCUCCUAAUGGCACAUCUCAAGGGCAAAAUCUAUCUAAUGAUAAGAAAUUAAAAGUCCAAGAACAACUAAAGACCACAACUGUACUUUUCAAGCGUUUAAGGGUCAUAUAUGAAAAAUGCAAUGAGAAUUGUCAACUUCAAGGCAUGGAGUACACUCAUAUUGAAAGUUUGAUUCCUAUUAAAGAAGAGUGGGAUAUGAAGUCCGAUGAGAAAAAGGCCUCUGAAGCCUACAGACUUGCUUGUGAGGAGCAUAAAGAGGCAAUGGAGCAACUUGUUCUUAAAAACAGACAGCUGAAAGAAAUCAUCGAUCAUCUAAGACGUAUUAUUUCAGAAAUCAAUACAAUGAUGAGUAUGCGUCGCUCUUAACCAGACCAAAUGUAAAUAAAAUUCUUAUUUUAGUUAUAAUACGUUAUGUAAUAAAAUUUUUACACGAUUCUCAUAAAGUUAUUCAAUUGAAAAAA